Molecule: messenger RNA, 4764 nt
Organism: Halichondria panicea
Lineage: Eukaryota; Metazoa; Porifera; Demospongiae; Suberitida; Halichondriidae
Exons: 12
Coding region: 239-3991 (1250 amino acids)
Molecular function (GO): protein binding
Source: RefSeq, a predicted model, not a curated record
AUCUUGUUGAAAGAAGGUCAAAAAUAAAUGGAUUUGUGUAGUGCUUAAUUAGCUUUGCUUUGUUUACUAAGAAAGCCCUGGCCGGAAUGUGACACCUCUGAAAAAGGGGAGGAUCUGAGCAAUGAUUAUGUUUAUAGGAAAGGGGCGAAAUUAGUGACAGAGCCAGAGGGUUGGCAAUACGUUGUGUGUCAGUUCGAGAAACAAGGGGAGAAUUUGACAGAGUUUGAAAGAAGCUUCAAUGGCUGAACAAGAUUCAGAUUCUCAAAAGAAGCUAGCCGAGGACUUAUACGAGGCUGUAGUCAAUGAUGACGUCACCAAAGUUAGGUCCCUGUUGGGACAGGGGGCAGACCCCAACCACCAGCUCUACUGGAGUGACGAGUGGGGGGUUAAGGUGCCUCCAUUACACAGUGCUUGCUGGUGGGGCUACCUUGAGAUUGUGAAGACACUUGUUACUCAUGGAGCUCGUACUGAUAAAGGUGGUGGGUGGGCUAACAGGACUCCACUUCACUAUGCAUGCGAGGGAGGUCAUAAAGAGGUGGUGCAGUACUUGAAGGAGGUCGGGUGCAGCGCUGAUGUGAGGGACAAGUUGGGCGCAACACCACUGCACUAUGCUUGUGUGGGAGGACGUAUACAACUAGUGAAAUACCUAGUUGAGGAACUAAAGUGUGAUGUUGAUGUGACUGAUGAUGCUGGCGAGACUCCUCUUGACCUGGCAGUACGGUAUGGUCAGAGGGGUCACACUGAAGUUGCUGACUAUCUCAAACCUCUAGUCUCCACUCCUGAACCAGAUACUCCAAAUGGUUCCGAACAACUUUCUGCAAAGGAUGAUCCUAACCUAACCUCAUCAACCCUCAAUGAUGAAUCAUCCAAGUCUGAGCAAGCUCUUAAUGAAGCCAUGAAGGCUGGAUUUGUCCGUGUGAACACUACCAAUAUCUUAUUCUUUGGAAUGGCUGGCACUGGUAAAACCUCCACUAAGCAUCUCCUUCUGGGACUGCCUCCUCCUGUAGAUCGAAAUAGCACUCCAUUAGCUAGCACAGCAGAGAGGAUACGACAAAUUCGUGACACUACAAAACUGAGAACGGAAGCUCAAGAAGAUCCCUCUAGAACAUGGAAACCAGUAUCAAGUGAUGACUUACAACGCAUUGUUGCUGAUGCUAUUAAAUCUCAUGUAACCAGCUCAGAUCCUAACUCUAAAGCAUCUGCUAUCCCACAAGAACUCAGCGUUGCUCUGAAGCAACUUGAACCUAGCAAUGAAUCAAGUACGCCAGUUGAUGCGACUCCUUCGACUUCAAGAGCAACUAAACCGUCAGUAACUGGAGCAAAAUUAACGCAUAGUAAGCUAGAAGGAAAAAAGAGUAAAUUUCUUAGCACUGUUUCGAAUGUAAUGGCUAAUAUUCAGCGAUUUUCUGAUGCUGAUCGUACUGCUGUUCAAGAAAAGUUUGGAUCGCAUUGGAUCUACAUAAUCGAUAGCGGUGGGCAACCACACUUUCAUAAUCUGCUACCACUCUUCAUGCCCAAGAUUUCUGUAGCUUUGUACAUUCUUCGUCUCUCUGACUGCCUGGACGAUCAUCCACUGGUUGAAUACUACAAGGACAAUAAGCCAGUUGGUAAAGGUUUUAAGUCACAUCUCUCAGUUUUGGAUAACUUCAAGUAUCUCGUGCAGUCCAUUCAAUCUCACAGUGAAAACUGCAAGCUGGUAUGCAUUGGUACUCACAAAGACCAUCAAUCCAAAUGCAAGGAAACAUUGUCUGACAAGAAUAAAACUUUAUUGAACUUUGCACAGAAAGACUGCAUUAAGAAGUUGACUAUGUUUUUUAAUUUAGGGAAAAGAGAUGUCAUAUUUCCUGUGGAUUGCAAGCACUGCGAUUCUGACAGUGAGGAAUUGGCGAAGAAAAUUCGUGGAUGUAUUUACAAAGCAUCUCAAGAGCUGAAUAAAUUUGAAAUCCUGGUCCCUUUUUGGUGGUUUAUUUUGGAAAUUAUUGUUGAGAAGGUUUCAAACGAUGAAAAAAGAAAAGUUCUAAGCAAGACCGAAUGUGUAGAAAUUGCAAAAACGCUACAUAAUUUUCACGAAGAUGCACUUUUUGAAGCUUUAAAAUUUUUCCAUGAGCAUCACAUCUUUCACUACUAUCCUGCCAUUCUACCAAAUGUGGUAUUCUGUGAUACUCAAGUGCUUCUCGAUAAAGUAACAGAGCUUGUCGAGUAUGCUGCAUACAUGCGAGGAAGUAAUGGGUUUGGAACCUGGUUAGAUUUUACCGAUAAAGGAAUUAUUACGAUUGAACUUUUAUCUGAUAAAGAUUUUGAAAAGCACUACAUCAAUGGACUCUUUGCGCCCACUCAUCUCAUUGAAAUAUUCAAGCACUUGCUGAUAGCCACCCCAUUUCGUUUAUUCUCACAAGAAGUCGGGAAAGAUAAGCGUUUCUAUAUGCCAUCACUUCUAUCCUUGCUGCCACCAACUCAAGUCAAUGACAAACGAGCUGAUUUGCUUAAGACCGGUUUGAUCCCACUCGUUUUAUACUUCAAAAGUAACUGGCAGUGCUGUGGAGUGUUUUGCUGUCUACAAGUGUACCUGAUUAAAGAAUGUGAAUGGGAAAUUGAAAUGGAGGAUCACCUGCCGAGUAGAAACUUUGUACAAUUGAUUCAUCGAGAGGAAGAUUGUUUUAUCACGCUAAUUGAUGGGUUUUCAUUCCUCGAAAUUCAUUCCAGUAGUAAUCAAAAAGAAAUGUUGUCGUUGAUAUAUGAAAAUAUUCACUCUGGUCUUCGAUCUGCUUACAAAGCUCUGAAAUACAUGUAUGAAGAUCCUGAAAUCGCAUUUCUGUGUCCCCAUAAAUUGCCCUCUACUGAAGCAAGUGCAAGUUCCCAAGUGCCCCACCACCCAGCUGGUGUUCUGGGUAAUGGAGAACGUAUGAGGUGUACUCUAUGCAAGAAGAUGAUGUAUAAGUUAGGAAACGGUCACAAAGAUUGGCUCUCUGUGUGUCCAUCUAUGAGUGUAGCCAGUGAGGCAUCAUCACAACCAUCAGUUCUGAGCAGUGAGACUUCUGUGGAACAUCCUCUAGCCUCAGGUCAGCGCAAAAGAUUAUUGGGAUCAGAUAAAAACAUGUCAAAGCGUCCGAAGACUGAUGUUACUGUACAAGGCAUUGCUGUACAUGAUGAUCAAGAAGACGAUGAUCAAUUAUACACUAAAGACUUGCAAGAAGUUCUUUCUCAAUUAAUGGAAGCCAUUAAUGUUUGGUUUGAGUUGGGUCUCGCUUUAGGGAUCCCAGUUGCCACGCUUGAGAAUAUCAAGUGUCACACAAAUCACAAUAAAGAUGGUUUAAUUAGAAUGCUGACCCAGUGGCUGGAAUCUUCACCUUCUCGUACAUGGAGUGACAUUUGCAAUGGCCUCAGAAGUGGCACUGUCAGACAAGACGUUCUAGCAAAUACAAUCGAGGAGAAAUACGAUGCUCGGCUAUCAGGGAAAAGAAAGAGACAAAGAAACGAUUCGUGUGUUCCCGGACCCCAUGCAGAGGACUUGUCCCGACCACCCCACAUCACUGAUCCUCUAGCCCCAGGACACCGCAAAAGAUUGUUGGGAUCAGGUGAAGAAGGUGAAACUCUGUUAAAGCGUCCAAAGAAGGAUGUCACUGUACAAGGAUCAUCACAAGAGGAGCAUCCUAGCAGAAACCAACGGUCGUCCAUUGUUCUGACUGGAGAUGAUGUUCUAAUAAUUUGUGAUAGUCUGAACAAUGCCAGCAAUGAUUGGUUCAACUUGGGACUGGCUCUUGGAAUGAAGAUUACUGACUUGGAAGACAUUGAAGAUGCAUACCGCCAUAACCAACGCCGCCUACUGAAGAUGGUGGGCAAGCGUCUUCAAGUCAUUGAACCACCGAUGACAUGGGCUUACAUAUGUGAAUGUCUAAGGAGGCCUACUGUUGAGUGUAACGAUGUAGCCGAGGAAAUUGAAGACAAGUAUGUGAAGACAGCAACUGCAGUUGCUCAUAGUGCCACCAAUUGAUCAAGAGAACCUGACAAGAUACUGGAGUUGCUUGAAAGGGACGAAUAAAGAUGUAAAGUAAAGAAGCAUGCAAGAAUGUCAAGUAAAGAACUAACUCUGUGUUGACUAUAAGUACUGACUAUUAUAAUGCUCUGUGUUCUGUGUUUGAUUAUACCACCUUAAUUCUAUUUUUAUUAUCAGAAUUUCAUUUCCAGUUUUCUAGUUUAGUGACCUUUUACCAUUGUUGUUGGGUACGGAUCACUUCAGUUGCAGCUUCUUGUUAACCACAUGGCCUCCUCAUGAUCAGAGCUAGAGCUAGAUGCUAGAGUGAGUGUCUGCAGGCAUGAGCUGGAGGAGCACACAGUCCAGUAUUAGUGGAUAUGGUGGCUAGUCUGCAGAGGGAGCUGGACAAUGCUAGGGUGAGUAGGUUCGCUUAGGAAUAUUAAAUCCUUUCAGAUUGUUGACAUGUUUCAAUCAGCUUAGUAGUGAUUCCCACUCCCUCUAAUCAAGUGUUGACAUUCUGUCAUCUAGGGCCAAGCAAAGUCAAUUUGUAGUUUCUCAGGGUAUUAUUCCUAAAAUAGCAAGCGAUUGAGGCAUUUUGAUAAAUAAUAAUGAUAUUCAUAGCAUUUUAAUUGAAAACUGGCCCCUAACUUCCUCAAUAAGCGGAAGUGCAUAAUUUUUACUAAUUAAUUUUAGUCAUAAUUAUAUUCUUGACCAAAAACCAUACAAAUUUAUCUUUUCUUUUAGUGCCUUUAAUUUGAGGUCACGUGAUAUUUAAGUUUUUUUUUUAUAAA